Saccostrea cuccullata (small rock oyster) is the source of this 2034-nucleotide messenger RNA. RefSeq lists its product as uncharacterized. The transcript is spliced from 9 exons. The record is from RefSeq and is a predicted model, not a curated record. The coding region runs from base 1 to 2034 and encodes 677 amino acids. Lineage: Eukaryota; Metazoa; Mollusca; Bivalvia; Ostreida; Ostreidae.
AUGACAUUUUCAUUAUUCACAGCAAACAUUGAAAUUAGCAGCAAUGAGGUAAUCUAUGGAGACACAGUGAUAUUGGUUACAAAUGUCACAUGGCAUCCGUCUUUCAACGUGACAGGAUUUCAGUGGAGUAAAGACGGACAGGAGCUUGACAACAGUAGCAGGAAAUAUGAAAUAGGGAAUCUACCACUUCCUUCACUAACCAUUUAUAAUGCCACGUUUGAGGACGAUGCAUCGUAUAGAAUAGACGUGUACAUUACACAUUAUGGGUUCGAGGAUACAGCUCGUGAAACCUACUACCUAAUAAUUUCAGGACACAGCCCAAAAACAAAAUUGAAGAUAAAUCACGCAGGAAGCCUCCUUGGGGAACCCCUGGAAAUCGUUUGCAAAUUGCUAGAUCGUCCUUCUCCUAAUAUAUUGUAUUACAGAUUGGAGAGGAAAAGAGAGAGUGACUUGAUACCAGAAAUACUUCAGGAAAUGUCUGCAAAUGAAACAUUUGAUAACACAUCGGUAUUCGUGGCACGGUUCUUUACUCAAAACGUCACCAUUUUGGAUUAUUCUGAGUACAGAUGUAUUACAACAAACCUGAUUUCUACAAAAGUGUCUUCUCACUAUUUGAAUAUUAAGUCAGGAGAAUCAAAACGCCAAGGUCAUGUUUACAUACCAAACUUGGAUAAAGUGCUUUAUAGAACAUUCACACUAAAAUCUCGUGACGACGCAGAAAUGGAAUGCCAAAAAAGAAACGGGACGCUUUACCAGAUAACGUCAUUGGAGCGCCAGAUAUACUUAGAAAAACUGUUCAGAGAAACCUGGUCCGAAACUUGGGGUAACACAUACGCUUUUAUUUCUGGAGAACGGUUUGGUGGGUUUUGGAAAAUAAACAAUUCUGUUCCAAGUUUUACGUACUGGAGUGUUUCCUACCCAGACAAUAACGAUGACCAUAACUGCAUCGCACAGUAUAUGAUCCCAAGUUACAGAUGGAUCAAUGUUACUUGUACAGAGGAGUUACCGUAUAUUUGUGAGUUUCCACCUUACUGUGAGGAAGCACAUCUGCCAAACGCCACCGUAGAACCCGGUUCUACUUAUAUUUUCACCCGUCGUGAUUACAACUGUAUCGGGGGGAAUAAAAUGACCCCUUAUCUCGAAUGUCUCGAGCAUCUUCAGUGGCAAGGAGGCUGCGAAAUCAUUAUCUGUUCUAUACCGGAAGGAGUUCAUUCUCAUGCACUGAUAAACAAAACAUAUUACUUUAACGAAACCCUUGAGUUUCAGUGUGAUUAUGGUUACAAAGAGGACUCAGGGGUGUCUUCAUUAAUCUGCGGAGAAAAUAACACAUGGAAUAAUGAACCACUCAAGUGUACAAGGAUAGUAUGUGAUGUCGUUAAUGUUACCAAUGCCAGAAUAAUAACCACGGAUAUAACGUCAACAACACUUCCAUUUGGGACGUGCAUUGACAUUGAAUGCUUACCUGGAUUCAUCUUAUCAUCAGGAGGAUAUAACAACACAUGCUUGCUGUCAGGAGCCUGGUCAAAUCUACCUGUUUGUACUGCACCUGCCUGUCCAAAAGAGUCUAUAAAUAGCAGUGUUUACGUCAUCAAUCACCUAGACGGUUAUAACAUCUCAGACAAUAUGUCCCUCUCCUGUAACACGGGGUACCGGCACGGAGGGGGAGACCUCAACAGGACCUGUCAGGGUAGCGGGGUCUGGAGCGCUCCACUACCACAGUGUAACAGAUGCAAGUGUCCGUGUGAUCGGGUUCAUCCAGUCCAGAACCUGACGACAGAGGAACUCAACAACAAAAUUGAAGAGCUAAAAAAAGAACUAGUGGUCAACGCCCGGACUCUGUCAAGUUCUAUUAGGAAACGAACAAGUGCUUCUGACGAGCGUCCAUCAGCAACAGGAGUAGGAGUUAUUUUAGGGGUCGGGAUAUUAACUUUUCUGUGUGCGAUCAUUUUUAUUCCAGAUAUUCCUAAACUAACACAUGAUAUCAGAAAUAAUGCUGCAAUACAAUAUUUAACGAGUAGAUUUUUUUCUCGGUAA